GUGUGAACUUCAUUCAUGCUUGAAUUGAUCGAAUGAUAUAAGUUAUAAACAACAAGUUAAAUUACACGUUUGAAUAUAAAUCUAGUUUAGUUUAAAAACAACACGAAGUGUGGUUUUAAUGAAUGUAACAUAAGUUUGUAAGAUAUGUUGAACAAAAUAACUGUUAAACCAUUUACUUAAAACAAAAGUAGAUAGUAACAUCCAAUAAAUUAGACACGUUAUAUCCACAAAUUUGUUUACCAAACGUCCAAAAUGGAUCAGAUGCUUCCCAGUCCUGGCGGUUUCAGUAUACCAAGCAUUGGUACUCCUGUGCAUCAACCAGAAGAAGAUCAACAAAUUUUGCCAAAUGCUUUACAACAGCAACAGUCGCAGCAAUAUCAGCUGCAACAAUUGCAUUCAAUGAGCCCCAACAUGCAGGGUAGCAUGCUUAUGAUAACAACACCGCAAAAGACAAUGCAUACAUAUGCUCCAACGCCAACACAAUUUGCUACACCCCAAAGUCUUAUGCAGCCACAAACACCGCAAAAUAUGAUGUCUCCCAUAAUACCACAAAAUAAUCAGAUAGCACCACCAUCAAUUGGACCUGCUACUCCAGGUCCAAUGACACCAAUGACACCAGCUUCAGCUGAUCCUGGAAUAUUACCACAGUUACAAAAUAUUGUGUCCACUGUGAACUUAAAUUGCAAGUUAGACUUGAAGAGAAUAGCACUUCACGCUAGAAAUGCAGAAUAUAAUCCAAAAAGAUUUGCAGCUGUGAUAAUGCGAAUUAGAGAGCCAAGGACUACUGCGUUAAUAUUUAGCAGUGGCAAAAUGGUCUGCACUGGUGCCAAGAGUGAAGGGGACUCCCGGCUUGCUGCACGGAAGUAUGCUAGAAUUAUCCAAAAAUUAGGCUUUCCCGCAAAGUUCCUAGAUUUUAAAAUCCAGAACAUGGUUGGCAGCUGUGAUGUUAAGUUCCCAAUUAGAUUAGAAGGAUUAGUGCUCUCUCACGGACAGUUCUCAUCAUACGAACCUGAGCUAUUUCCAGGUCUAAUAUACAGAAUGGUUAAACCUCGAAUUGUUUUACUCAUAUUUGUCUCAGGAAAAGUGGUAUUAACAGGUGCGAAAGUUCGCAAGGAAAUUUAUGAAGCCUUCGAUAACAUCUAUCCAAUUCUCAAGAGCUUUAAGAAACAGUGAUGUAGAUUUGUUAGUACACCGGACUUCUUCUUUUACAUAUUGCAGUGUCCUUAUUAGCAAUAGAAUCGCGGAGAGAGAAAGAGAAUGUGUACGAAUGCGUGUGUUAGUUUGUUUAAUACUAUUGUUACAUCGCACAAUUUUGUGUGCAUCGAUCUGAAAUUGAUUUUACAUUAAAAAUAUCCACAUAAUAAAAUAAUUAAUAAAUUUUUUUCUUACAUAAUAUUAUAUUCAGUAUUCUCUCUAACAAAAAAAAAUCACCUUCAGAUCGACUAAAAAAGAAGACUAUAGGUAAAAG
Molecule: messenger RNA, 1468 nt
Organism: Pseudomyrmex gracilis
Lineage: Eukaryota; Metazoa; Arthropoda; Insecta; Hymenoptera; Formicidae
Gene: Tbp
Product: TATA-box-binding protein
Exons: 6
Coding region: 253-1173 (306 amino acids)
Biological process (GO): DNA-templated transcription initiation
Molecular function (GO): RNA polymerase II general transcription initiation factor activity; DNA binding
Source: RefSeq, a predicted model, not a curated record